Messenger RNA from Didymodactylos carnosus, 3399 nucleotides. Lineage: Eukaryota; Metazoa; Rotifera; Eurotatoria; Philodinida; Philodinidae. The record is from the annotation of a GenBank genome assembly.
AUGCCGUCAUCUCAGCGACGGUGCGUCGUUUGUGAUCGUGUUGCUGCUAUCUCCAAGAAAUUUUAUAUCACAAUUAACUCCGACGAAAGUGAAGCGAAAUUACGGCGUGGCUAUGAAUUGCGAUUUCAAAAAGACCUGCCGGUCGAUUCUCUUUUGAACGAGUUCGUGCAUAGAACAUGCUACAAGCGUCUCACAAGAAAUCUUCCUCCGAUUCCACGAAUGAAGAAAAACAGUCAUAAAACACCACACAAAAUGGGCUAUUUUUUGAAGAAUGUUAUUGCUACGAUGGAACACCAGCGAAUUAAGCAGAAUCGUAUAAACAGACUAGAAAAUAUUUCAACUUCCAGUAAUACUGACAACGAUGAAAAUGAGGACUUCAGAACCACUCAGUUUAGAUCGAUAAGUUCUCGACGUCCUUUUCACAAUCGUACGAACUAUCCAAGUGUUGAUGCUAUCAUCAAAACUCGAUCGACAAAAACACCCAAUGGGUCAUCCAUCACCAUCGUUCGUCGCGGACAUUCACUCGUCGAAAAUAUAAAAUCGCCCUUGCAGCUUUUGAAAAGUCUAGGCGCUGUUGCCUCACAUGCGGUAGAAUUGCACAUGUCGCCCGCUGAACAUGGUGCGGUGGACACAGCUGCUUAUCUCGAUUCAAUUGGUCCAUCAAUGCCAGUGAUUGACAUCUCCAAAGCUCACACAUCUGCUACUAUCGAUUUAUUUCCUUCAACGGUUGACACGUAUACUUCCAUUCCUAACGUAGUCCGAGCACUAUUUCCAUUGUCACAUACGGCUAGUGGAAACACGACGAGUAGUCAGAAUUUAUCCAACAGCAAGAAUAACGCUGGAUCAUCAACGACAUUUAUCCGUCGCCGAUCUGGGAGACAAAAAACGACGUCGUGCGAUGGUCUAGUCUUUCCUGGUGAUGACAAACAAACGACACAUCUGUACGAAAACAGUUUUGAAGAACUUUGUGGAUGGCUGAUUGAUAUCUUAAAAACAGGCGUAAUCGUUCAAAUGCUUGAAGUUCGAAGUCAAUACGAGUCUAUAUUACGUCGAAGAAACGAACCACCGUCCGAAGCAAUUCUGCGGACCUCGUCCAUUCGUGCACGCCUGAUUACUAAGUUUGGUGAUUCAUUAUAUUUCCCUCAAAAAGACAAGCUUGGUGGUACUUACAAAACAAUGCUUCGACUACAAAAGGAAGCCGCCGAAAUUGCAAAAACAUCGUCGUCUUCUCUUUCAAACGUUCAUCGUAAAAAUGCCCGGCAACAUUGUCAUGAAUUCGCAGUGAAAGUCGCCGACAAUUUUGAUAUGAACAAAGGAACGGUUCAUGGAGAGAACAGCAUUCAUAUUCUUAAUCAAAUUAUCGUUCAAACAGGCGAAAAUGACGAAAUAUCGUCCAUUGUCAAUGAAAUUUUAACGGAAAUAAAAGAUCGCGUCUCACGUUCGGUACCACUGCUCGAAUUGCCUAGUGCUAGCGAUGCAGUGAGUACAAUAUGCCUGUCGUCAACAUCAACCGAUCCAGUUCAAAAUCAGUAUCAACCAUUUACCGACAAUUCGUUGUGUCUAAAUCUUCUCGGCUAUGUUAUAUCGAAACACAAAUCUCAACAAAAUAAACAGCAAUCAGUGCCGAUUUCGUCCUGUCCAAGCGUUCAGUUCCCAUUGUUAUCUGGUUUUUUCGCCACCUAUCUUUCUUUCGAACAACGUCCUAUCCACACCAUCACAUUUUGUACACCAAUCAACGACGACCCCAGCUCCUUAUACGCUGCUGAAUCUUGUCUACGUUCCACUAAAGUUACUCUUAUUGAUUCAAAUUAUCAGAAAGAGUCAGUCUUAGUGGUAGAUGAGAAAAUUUACAAGAACUGUGUGAAGGUACGACAACAGAAUCUGUUCGAUUUCCAACGUAUCACCAUAUAUCCUGGAGAUUUUCACCUUAUGAAAACCACAAUGAUUGUAGUUUGGGACGUAUUGGAUGGCUCGGGUAUUGAGGAUAUUCUCAAUUACUUAUACAAAGAUUUAACAAAAAUACUGAAAGCAGUUGACGAUGAAAUUCGUCGAAUACUCAUCCUCCCGCAAGAGCGAAAUAUUCAUCCACGAUCCCUCUUUGCACACGAGUUUACUCCAGCACCAUUAUCAUUAUGUGAUAAUCACAACUGUGAAUUAAUGAACCAGCAGAAGAAAUCCGGUGCUAUCGAAUUUUUGAAAGAACAAUUUCCGUCAGCGUUUUUGUCAUCAUGUCCGAAAAUAACUGGUAGUUGUGCCUUAGUCAUUGACGGUGGUAGUUUACUCGAAACAAGACCAGCAUCAAGAAAUACUACAGUUCGCAAUUAUGCCCUGCAACUUCUGAACACUGUUAUUAAAUACAAUUUUCAACAAUAUGAAAGAAUUGACGUGAUUUUCGAUUCUGCCGAAACCAGUCUUCCACCGUCGUCCAAUGCCUUUUAUGAUCAUUGUUUACGCGCUGCACGACAAAUUGGCAUAUGGCUCCGCACUUUUGAACAAGAUUUAAACUUACCACCGCUAGAGACCUGUGCCGGCUUCACAAGCGAGAAUGGUGAAGUUCAGAUAAAAUGGACCUCAAUCGAGCAAAAUCCGGUAGAUACUCGUUUAGUGGUAUAUGGAAAAUGUACAAGUGGAUGUCUACGAUGCAAUUGCGGCAAAUACGGCUUAAAAUGUACGAUUUGUUGUCAGUGUUCACCAGAAAAAUGCCAUAAUCGAUCAAACACGCAAAUGACUAAGCUCGGUUUCUCGAGCAGCAGCACAAACGUUGAUAGUGAAAGCGAUGAUUUUUCAAGUGCACGAAAUACGGACUAUAGUGAAGAAGACGACGAAGAAAGCGAAUUUGAUCGUUAUGACUCCUGCAGCUCUAGUAAUAUCUCGGACUUUGAAGUUAAUGACUUUGUGCAGUCACAGCCGCAACAGGUGCUAUUGCAGCCAACAACGAUGCCGAACGAAGACGAUUGCGAUUCAGAAGCGGAAAGUCUAGCAACAGACCAUGUGGAGCACAGCUAUUGUAAAAGCUCGACCGAAGAAGAAGACGAUGUCAAUUUCUUUAAUUAUCGUAAACGGCAAAAAAUGCUCACAAAACCGAGAAGAACUACUACUCGUUUACAAGAAGCCGUUCAGCCUCAAACGACUGCUAAAUCUGCCGAUCUGAAAGACUUUAGUUUUAAAAUUCCAUUUUCUCCGGCAUCUUUCUCUCAGCCUACAACAUCGAUUCCAUUUCAGUCCAAAACGUCCGAACAACGACGAAGAUCAUCAAGAAAAUUAACACAUGCCCGUAUCAACAGUAAAAAUGAACCGCCGAAGAUGUUUAUUCCGAUGACCGAUUCACCGAUGAAACGUGCAAAAAAUCGACGAUAUUCUAAUUACGAUGUACUUCAAGAUCUCAAUGACUCAUUUUGA